Messenger RNA from Vicia villosa (hairy vetch), 605 nucleotides. Its product is annotated as protein indeterminate-domain 16. Gene Ontology annotation, biological process: gravitropism. The coding region runs from base 68 to 508 and encodes 146 amino acids. Gene Ontology annotation, cellular component: nucleus. Lineage: Eukaryota; Viridiplantae; Streptophyta; Magnoliopsida; Fabales; Fabaceae. The transcript has a single exon. The record is from RefSeq and is a predicted model, not a curated record.
UUGUUCUUCAAUUUCAUUACUCAAUCCAAAUAGUUUUCUUCUCCUAAUUUUCCUCUCUUUUUCAAAAAUGGAGGAUCAACUGAACAGAGAACUCGAUCUUCUACCUUCAACACUCACCGAUUCAUCUCUUCUCCGACUCCGAUCAUCCUCGUCGUCAAAAUCCGAACGCGGCGGUCCGUCACUCGACCUACAGCUCUCAAUCAGCGUCGGGCCACCGUCCAUGCUGAUGUGCGAAGGAGUGGAAGCACUGAAGUGGGAAGCAGCGGAGCAAAUCCGCCUCGCCGCGAUGGAAAAGGCGUACGCCGAGAGAGUGAGGGAACUGACACGGAGGGAGAUGGAAAUGGCGCAGUCAGAGUUCGCACGUGCCAGACAAAUGUGGGAGCGUGCCAGAGAAGAAGUUGAGAAAGCAGAAAGGAUCAAAGAAAGAGCAACUAGACAGGUCGAUUCCGCUUGCAUGGAGAUCACGUGUCAUUCUUGUAGGCAAAGAUUCAGACCUGCUUCUGCUUGAAUUCGGUUUUCAUAACUUCGUUCACGUUCAACACAUCUUUGUUUAAAAAACUAUAACUCGAUCAAUAUUUUAAUUAAUUAACAUGUUUUCCUCUAAA